UGGGGCGCUCGCGGGCACUCUGCGCUUUUUGACGGUGGAGUGAUGCGCAGGUGUCCGCGCGCGCUGCCCUCUCUGCUGCUGCAGCUGCUGCUGCUGUGUCUGUGCGCGUGCGCGGCGGACUGGGAGCUCGCGCUUCUUCACACUAACGAUGUUCACGCGCGCGUGGAGGAGACCAACAAGGACUCGGGGAAGUGCACGAAGCCCCCCUGCUUCGCCGGGGUCGCGCGCAGGUUCACCAAGAUCCGCGAGCUGCGGAGCCGCGAGACCAACUCGCUGCUGCUGGACGCAGGAGACCAGUUCCAGGGAACGGUGUGGUUCAAUCUGUAUAAAGGAGCCGAGGCGGCGCACUUCAUGAACAAGCUCGGAUACGACGCCAUGGCCCUGGGAAACCAUGAGUUCGACAAUGGAGUUGACGGUCUGACUAAGCCCUUCCUGCAGGACGUGAACUGCACUGUGCUCAGCGCUAACAUCCAGCCUGAUAGUACUCUUGCGCCAACGAUUAGCGGCAGUUACCUAGCCUACAAAAUCUUCUAUUUCGGCUCUGAGAAAGUGGGCAUUGUGGGAUACACAUCCAAGGAGACGCCCGCUCUUUCUCUUCCAGGACCACACCUGAUUUUUGAAGACGAGGUGACGGCCUUGCAGCGGGAGGUGAACAAGCUGACCACUCUGGGUGUAAACAAGAUCAUCGCUCUUGGCCAUUCUGGAUUUGCAGUGGACCAGGAGAUUGCUAAGAAAGUGCGAGGAGUGGACGUGGUCAUCGGUGGACAUACCAACACAUUCUUAUACACAGGGAGCCCUCCAUCCACAGAGGUGCCUGCUGGGUCCUACCCCUUUAUGGUGAAAUCAGAUGAUGGGCGUCAGGUCCCGGUGGUACAGGCCUAUGCUUUUGGGAAAUACCUCGGCUACCUCAAAGUGACCUUUGAUUCUGCUGGAAAUGUGAAAAAAGCUGAAGGAAAUCCAAUUCUUCUGGACAGUUCUAUAGAAGAAGAUGCAACUAUCAAGGCGGAUGUGGAGUCGUGGAAAGUGAAUCUGGCUAAUUACUCCUCUCAGUAUGUGGGGAGAACUCUCGUCUACCUCAAUGGAAGCUUUGAAGAGUGCAGAUUCCGUGAAUGCAAUCUGGGGAAUUUAAUCUGCGAUGCCAUGGUUCAUCACUACAUCAAAUAUCCAGAUGAAGUCCAGUGGAACCAUGUGGGUUCCUGCAUUUUGAAUGGAGGAGGGAUUCGAUCUCCGAUUGAUGAGCGGAACAGAAAUGGUACCAUCACCAUGGAGGAUGUGAUCGCUGUGCUGCCAUUUGGUGGGACGUUUGACCUGGUCCAACUAAAUGGAUCCACGCUGCUUCAGGCCUUUGAGCACAGCGUGCGCAGACAUGGUGGAAGCACUGGAGAAUUCCUGCAAGUCUCAGGGUUUCAGAUUGAGUAUGACCUGACCAAACCCGCUGGUGAGCGUGUGAAGAAUGCCAGUAUUUUGUGUACUGAGUGUAGAGUGCCUCGCUAUGAGCCUUUGGAUCCUAAGAAGGUCUAUAAAGUUGUAAUGCCGUCGUAUUUGGUGGAUGGUGGUGACGGAUACUCUAUGAUCAAAGAAAAGAAGCUUAAACAUGACAGUGGUGACCUGGAUAUAGCUGUGGUGGCUGGAUACAUAACAGAGAGGAAGAGAGUUCACCCAGCGGUGGAGGGCCGCAUCCGCUUUUACAGCUCUUUUAACUCUGCCAUCAGGCUCCAGAGUCCCGUCAUGGCCCUGAUGCUGUGCGCACUGCUCUGGGUCUUGUCUGUGAGCUAGUGAGAUUAGUUUAAUUAGUUUAAAGUUCUGAUACCAGACUGUUAAUAAUGUAAUGAGCAUAGAUAGCCAGCAGUAACUGCUGUUAGGCUCCUCAUAGUGCUGAGCAAUUUAGACAGAAUCACUAGGUUUGAUUUAGACUUUUGUACAGAUCUUUUUAUCUGUUUGGCAUAAAUACAGGUUACAUAUGGGAAACAAUGAUUUUAGUUCAGUAACGUUGCAGUUCUGUGUAAAAGGUUAAACUUUUACACAGAAGAAGGUAGAAGAAAUGAAUAUGGGCACAUUGUAGACAUAAUUGUAAUGCAGUGAUUACUUUAUGACACCACAUGUAAUCACUUACUGUAACCACUGCACCUUAACUGUGACACCACCUAUAAUCAGACAGUGUCAUAAUUACACAUGAUGAUUGGGCAAGAUUUGAUUUCCAAAUAUGAAAGCAAUAGUACAGACAGCAUAGCUCACACAGCUUUAGAAACUUUCUUAUUCAUGUUAAAAUUAUACAUGUUUGAUAUUUUAAAUGUAAUGGGAUUUAUUUAUUUUUGUUUAUACUGGAAAAAGAGUCUUAGAGUACUUAGAAAUCUAGGGAUGUCCUUAUAUAGUGUAUAGAUAUCCCCCAUAUAGUGUGAAUACUGUAAUGUCAACACUGAUCCAGGCUUUGUGUUUUCACAGAUAAUACAACAUAGAUAAGACAUUAGAUAAGAUGUUGUGGCUCGCCCCCUGGGGAUAAGGGCAUGGCCACUGGCCUGGCAGACAGGAUGUGGCAGAGAGAGGCACAAACACAUGGAUUCAGUGAACUCGCACGUACUGUAGCUUUAUUUAACCAGGUUCCACUCCACCACAUUGAAAACAAACUUAUUGGAGCAUGAUAGCUCUUUCCCGUCUUAAAAGUUAAACAGUCCUGCUCAGCGACCUUAAAAUGUGCCCAACUCAGCUGAUCAGUCUAUUUCGCUCAGAUGGGCUUCAUUGAUUGAGACCAUGACAUGAAGGCAGGGCUGAAGUUCCCUCAACUCACCCUGUGACGAUAUGAAGAAAAUAGUUCAUCAUUUGGGAGCGUGGGAAUGUGAUAUUCUUGGCCUUUUUUUUUUUUUUUUUUUUACAAGUUUUGUUUAAUAACCAUUUUAUGGUAUGUUUAUUGAUGAUGUUGAUUAGCCUAAUUGUUUGUUAGGCUGCCAGUAAUUUUCGAAUGGUGCAUUAAAAUCACUUAAUUUUUUAUUUGUUCCCUAGUGGUACACACUCCAGACUGAGAUAUUAUUUUUGGUUAUUUGUUUAUAUAAAUUAACAUUUAUAUUGUCAUGUUUAUAUUGUCAUAUAAAUAUAAUGACAUGUUUAUAAGAAUGGGGAAUACAUCAGUCUCUUAAUAUGUGCAGUUGCUAGCUUCUAUGCUAAACUUUACUUUUUAAACCAGAUUAACCAGAAUAAGCCUUUUUCCUGUUGUGACCUGCAAGUGAAAGAAGUGUUUGGUUGAGCACUGCACAGAGUAAGGCACAGAGUAGGGCCCACUCUUUUGUAGGCCCAGUUUUUCUGAUGAAACUGCAUUGAAAUGUCACUGUAGCAUGAACCCACCAGUGACAUUUCAAUGUAGUCCAAAUCUCUGCAUAAUAUAUGUCUGGGAACCUGGCCAGUGCUUAGAAAUGUCAAAGCAAAUAUUCUAAAUUUAAAUUUUCAUUUGCAUCACUGUUGCAGGUUGUGGAUAAUAACCUUUUAGAAUCAUCUCUAAGACAGUAAAGAACAAAACAGAUACACAAUUCAUUAAAAUAUGGCUAUUGGAUCAGGACAUCCCUUUACAAGACUGAUUACAACUGUAACUAACUUGUAAAUAUUAGCUUUCCAAUCAUACGUAUGCCCAUCUGGCAGCUAUUCUCUUUCUGCUCUUGUUUUGUCUUUAUAUAGGGAUGUAAAUAUCUGUAUUUAGCAGUAAUCUGUAUAGAACUACGAUGUUCAGUUUUUGAUUAAACGAAUAUCAGUGGGCAUUUCUCUUUCCACUAAAUCAAA
Messenger RNA from Astyanax mexicanus (Mexican tetra), 3765 nucleotides. It is a transcript of the gene nt5e, whose product is annotated as 5'-nucleotidase, ecto (CD73). Gene Ontology annotation, biological process: AMP catabolic process. Lineage: Eukaryota; Metazoa; Chordata; Actinopteri; Characiformes; Acestrorhamphidae. Gene Ontology annotation, molecular function: nucleotide binding; 5'-nucleotidase activity; metal ion binding. The transcript is spliced from 9 exons. The coding region runs from base 43 to 1776 and encodes 577 amino acids. The record is from RefSeq and is a predicted model, not a curated record. Gene Ontology annotation, cellular component: plasma membrane.